Molecule: messenger RNA, 438 nt
Organism: Danaus chrysippus (African queen)
Lineage: Eukaryota; Metazoa; Arthropoda; Insecta; Lepidoptera; Nymphalidae
Source: the annotation of a GenBank genome assembly
AUGAGAGGUUUGAGGGUCAAUCUACCAGAAGGCGCUAGGACUGUUGAAGAUCCGGAACCAGAAGAUGGAGGCCGUGGCAAGAAGAAGAAACUGGCUAUAAUGAUUCCACUUCUGAACCUCAUGGCAACAAUGAAAACUAAAAUGCUUCUUAUACCUAUUCUUAUGGCUGUAAUGCUGAUUAAAAAACUGUUGCUGAUAGCUGCCUUACUCGUACCCAGUCUUCUUAGUACUUUGAAGGCUUGCAAGCACCAUCAUCCAAUGACGCAUUACUCGUACUUCGGCACUGAUGCAUCGGAUUAUAAUAGCGAGUAUAGCAACAGUUAUUCUUACGGAUCCGGAGGUGGCUAUGGUAAAGAUUGGCCGACAAAUAGAGCUUACUCUGUUCCAAAACACAGAACACCUUCACCCGUAUAUAUUACUGCUCCAGGAACAGCUUAA